Closterium sp. Naga37s-1 is the source of this 1176-nucleotide messenger RNA. Lineage: Eukaryota; Viridiplantae; Streptophyta; Zygnematophyceae; Desmidiales; Closteriaceae. The record is from the annotation of a GenBank genome assembly.
AUGAGCCCGUUGGCGUACCGACGUGGGUUACGGGAGGAUGUAUGCGCUCUUGCAGAAGGGCGGCUGAUCGGCGAGCUCACGGCAGCUGGGCAUGAGAUCCCUCCUGGCAAUGAGAUAACGAAACCGCAUGAGGCUGAGGUGAUUGGCGAUGAGGUGGAGGAUAAGGAGUGGAGAGCGGAGAUGGCCGAACGGAUGCAUAGGCUGGGGGUUCGCAAUGAGGGUCAGGCAGUGGCUAUUGCCAAGCUCGAGAGGCAAUUGCGUGAGCUGAUGCUUUCCCGUGCUCCGCAGCAUGGCGUUGACGGUGAGGCUGCAGGGGAGGGACAUGGUAAUGAGGCAGGGGACGGUGGAACUGAUGAACCUGCAGCUGUGGAAGUCAAGGGAAGGGUCAAUGCUGGCACGUAUGACAGCAUGGGAGGGGCACAUGGUGAGGGUCCUGUGGCCGCGGGUGCGAGGAGUAACAGUGCGAAAGUGGGGGUGCGUGCUGAGGGUGCUGGAGGCUUGCUGGGUGCUGGCGAGGCCGUGGGUGCUGGCGAGGCCGUGGGUGCUGGCGAGGCCGUGGGUGCUGGCGAGGCCGUGGGUGCUGGCGAGGCCGUGGGUUCUGGGCAUGGUUUGACAGCCUCGAACGCCGACGUGGAUUUGGUGUCAGCAUACAGCGCAGGGACAGAGACGACGAGUCGCAAUAACGCGCGUGGUAGAGCUCCUAGCUCAGGUUAUACAGGAGUAAGCAAACGGGAAAAUAAGUGGGCGGCGAAGCUGUGUGUAGAUGGUCCUAGAGGCAAAUUUUUAGCGCUCGGACGGUACACCGAUAUCCUGGAAGCCGCAACAGCCUAUGCCGCAGCCGCUCACAUCUGCCGACCGUCCCUCUCCGGCUCAAAGAUGGUGGAGUUGACCGAGGAGGACAGGAGGUGCUUGGAGGGUUUGACGUCAAAAGGGGUUGAGCGGAUUGUGGAUGCCAAGCGGUGGCCAGAGUGGAGGAACUGGCGUGCAGUGCUCAGCAGCCUCCCUGAGCCUUCCACCCCAGCGGCAACUGGAGUUCACACACAGGCCCCACCUCCCUUUUCCCACCAGCAUCCUGGAGCCACGUUUGGCUACCAUCAGCCAGCUGCCACCUUCGCGGGACACGCCGGGCCAGCAGACGACAUCAUCGAUGCCUUCCUAGGUCAAGCAACGCAGUAA